AUGCUCCUGGCCUCGGCCGUGGUGGUGUGGGAAUGGCUGAACGAGCACGGCCGCUGGCGUCCCUACAGCCCAGCCGUGAGCCACCACAUCGAGGCGGUGGUGCGCGCUGGUCCCCGCGCCGGGGGCAGCGUGGUGCUGGGCCAGGUGGACAGCCGGCUCGCGCCCUACAUCAUCGACCUGCAGUCCAUGAACCAGUUCCGCCAAGACACCGGUACCCUCCGUCCAGUUCGCAGAAACUACUACGACCCAUCCUCAGCUCCUGGGAAGGGUGUGGUAUGGGAAUGGGAGAAUGACAAUGGUUCCUGGACACCUUAUGACAUGGAAGUCGGCAUCACCAUCCAGCAUGCCUAUGAGAAGCAGCACCCAUGGAUCGACCUCACAUCCAUUGGUUUCAGCUACAUAAUAGAUUUCAGCACCAUGGGCCAGAUCAACAGGCAGACCCAGCGCCAACGCCGCGUCCGACGACGACUAGACCUCAUCUACCCCAUGGUUACGGGCACUAUGCCAAAGGCUCAGUCCUGGCCAGUCAGUCCUGGACCGGCCACAUCCUCCCCUGCACCACCUUGCUCCUGUCCACAGUGUGUUUUGGUGAUGAGUGUCAAGGCUGCUGUGGUCCAUGGGAGCACUGGUCCCCUUCAGUCCCCAGCAGCACGAAAGAACAUGGCCCCCUCUGGAGUGGGCAAGCUGCCCCAGCCUCCUGGCCCUGGGGCAAAGCCACUAGAUACUAUUGGCACCAUCCGAGGCCCAGGGAAGACUGCCCCAUCACAGGUGAUCCAGAGACAAGUCUCUAAUACACCAGCUGUGGCUACUGUAGGCUCCCCCGCCAGCCCACAAGGAAGCAACAGGAAGACUGGAAGAGUGGCACUGGCCACUUUGAAUCGGUCCAAUCUGCAGCGACUGGCCAUUGCUCAGUCCCGGGUGCUGAUUGCCUCGGGGGUUCCCACUGUGCCUGUGAAAAAUUUGAAUGGGUCCAGCCCUGUUAAUCCUGCCUUGGCAGGAAUCACCGGGAUCCUCAUGAGUGCAGCGGGAUUGCCUGUGUGCCUCACUCGCCCUCCAAAGCUGGUCCUCCACCCGCCCCCUGUCAGCAAGAGUGAGAUAAAGUCCAUCCCAGGGGUCUCUAACACAAGCCGGAAAACCACCAAAAAACAGGCUAAGAAAGGUAAAACCCCAGAGGAAGUGCUAAAGAAAUAUCUGCAGAAGGUCCGGCACCCGCCAGAAGAGGAUUGUACUAUCUGUAUGGAGCGUCUCACAGCCCCCUCUGGCUACAAGGGCCCACAGCCUACAGUCAAGCCUGACCUGGUGGGAAAGCUGUCCAGAUGUGGCCACAUCUACCACAUCUACUGCCUGGUGGCCAUGUACAACAAUGGGAACAAGGAUGGGAGUUUACAGUGUCCAACAUGUAAGACCAUUUAUGGCGUCAAGACAGGCACCCAGCCUCCAGGGAAGAUGGAGUAUCACCUCAUCCCCCACUCCUUGCCUGGCCAUCCGGACUGCAAAACCAUCCGGAUUAUCUACAGUAUCCCCCCUGGCAUUCAGGGACCAGAACAUCCAAAUCCUGGGAAGAGCUUCAGUGCCCGUGGUUUCCCACGACAUUGUUACCUUCCAGACAGCGAGAAAGGGAGAAAAGUUCUGAAGUUGCUUCUGGUGGCCUGGGACCGCCGUCUCAUCUUUGCCAUUGGAACCUCCAGCACCACUGGCGAGUCCGACACUGUCAUCUGGAAUGAGGUGCACCACAAGACAGAAUUUGGCUCUAAUCUCACUGGCCAUGGCUACCCAGACGCCAAUUACCUGGAUAAUGUGCUGGCUGAACUGGCUGCCCAGGGUAUCUCUGAAGACAGCACUUCCCAUGAAAAGGACUGAGGCGGGAGGGUACUGGGGACCGCUGGACAGGAAAUGGAGAGAGUCAAGGUAGAGGUUGAUGCCAUGCCUCCUGACUCCCUCAUUUCCCUUCUUGUAUUAUCCCCACCUCUCAUCCCUCUCAGUCACAGAGGGAGCUGGAUUAAGGUGAUGUCAUUCAUAAACUUCAUCCAAUGCAAACAAGACGUGGGAUGAGGGCCAACGUCUUUCUGUCUCCAUGGAGUCUUCAGUACUGGGUAGGCAAGAACCUGCACCUAUCCCCAUCCCUUAGCAGGGGUUAUGGUCAGCACACUUAAUGUAUGGGAGUGUUGAGGCACUCCAUAUCCUGGCCUCUUGGAGCUGAGGUCCCUCUCCUCAUCUGGCUUCUUGCUGCUUUCACUCUGCUUUGAGAGUGGAGUUUCUGUUCUUUUUUUUUUUUUCCUCCACUAGAGUCAGGGAGCUCUCACUGUGCAAGAUUGGAGAGAGAGGUGUAGACUGACGUGACAUCAGAAAUUGGAUGCCUUGGUGCAGAGUAAGGAAGCAGUUUGUGUUAAGAGGGUCAGAGUCAAAUGCCUCUGGGAGUGUGUCCCUAGUGAGGAGUCUGGACCCUUCCUUCCUCCUCAUCCAUUGACCUGUGCAUAGGCAUCUGAUUCUCUCAAGUGGAUGGAAGGACUCAGGGAUCCCUCUCUGGGUUGGCGUGCCAUGAUACUGUUUCCAACUAAGCGCUCUCUGAUCCAGUCAUAGCCUGCAUAACUCACUGAGCAUCUGCAGUAUCCUCAGGGAGAGGAUCCCAUAGCCUUCUUCCCAGCUCAUUUCAAACCAGCUCAGUUUCAUCAAGUCACUGUGAGUUGGAGCCCACACCAGGCUCUUUGUCAUCUGUGUGUGUGUGUGUGUGUGUGUGUGUGUGUGUGUGUGUGCGUGUUUUAUUGGGAAAGUCCCAUGAUGUCUCUGAAUUCUGUUUCACAUACCAAAUCCCAAUUCUGUUGGGGAUCCAAUAGUAAAAGUAUGGCCCUUUGACUUUUCUCAGCCUUUGCCAGCCCAUCUCAUGAUAAACUUGGACCCUGUUGAACACAGAGUUGCACUUGGGAAGGUGUGUUGAUGCAAGAGCUAUAUGCAAGAGCUAGAUUGACCCUUCUCUUUCCUAUUAAUAUUAGAUCAGAGCCAGGCUCCACCCAGUCUUGUUUAUAUGAGAGCUCAGUUCAUCUUCCCGCAGAUUUGCUAGUUCAAGGCCAGAGAUAUUACUGUUCCCCAUCCCAACCCCCUUCUCCAGCCUCCAUCUAGUAUAGAUUGGCCAAAGCCAUGGUGGCAGGAGCCUCUUUAGUUCAUUCCUAACACAGGAACACAUCCUGGUCUCCUCUAAACGGCAUCUGGGUGGUAUCCCAAGGCAAUCUAUCCCCAGAAUCUCCUCAACUUUUGUCCCAUUAAAGAAUGAAUUAGGUGUCAGGUAAGAAAGAAUGGAGAAUCAAGAAGGGAAACCAAUUUCCCCUUUGGACAUGGGUUCUUUUAACUCUGUGUUUGUUCCUCUGGAUACUAAUUUAAACUUAUAUACCUCAUGUCUUGAGGGUUUGAAAUAUAUAUAUAUAUAUGUUCAAUGGCUUCCAUCAUUGUUGACAUUAUUGCUGUGUCCAGUACAAUCACCCAAGUGUCCCUAACCCAGUUCCCUGGUGCUGAGUUUUCUUUCACUCUACAAAUGGCUAAUGAAACUUUAAUCGCCUCCCACUAGGGGGAGCUAUGGUAGGAGGGAAUGUUCGACCUUCUUAGUCCAACCCGUCCUAUCAAUUUGGGGGGUGGGGGCAAUUUUGUCUCACAAGCCGAGCAGAAGAUUGCUGAGUUCACUGCACCUCGGGGAAAAUUCAUGCCAAAGUAGAGAAAGAGACAUCAGAACUAAGUGGAAGGCACAUAUCCACAGGAGUUAAAGUCACACCCUUUUAAUAGAUUAACACAUUUCAGAGAUACUCAGACCCUCAAUGAGGGCUUACAAUCAUUUUUGCCUUUAGUACUCUGUUACCUACCUUCCCUGCUUCUUGGCAAGAAGGAUGAGAAAUUAGACUGGGAGUCCAUGGAUAGGAAAGUGAAGCAGAGUGAAGAAGAAAUGAAAGCAGGCUCUGAGAUGCAUGAAUGGCCAGUGGGAAUGUUUUCAUGCAGCAGAGGAGGUAGAUGCAGGACAAGUGAAAGGAAGAGCCCAGAAGGACAUCUCAGGGAGUGAUUGUUCUAGAAGAAAAACCAUUUUGAGGGUUAGUCUUCAUGCCUUCAAGAAUUUCCCCAGAGGACUUUAAAGUGCCCCGUGCCUCGUUUCCUUCUUCCCUGAGGAUGCUCUGAGAGGCUACCUCACCCUCAAGUUACACUCUUUCAACUUUGUGGGCUGAUGGAACCUCGGCAGUCUCAACAGUAUGUCAGUCAAAGCAUUGGCUGAUACCUUACUCUUUCUCUUGUGCCAGCCCAAAAAUAUACAGAAUUGGUUUCAAUAAAAUUAGGCCCUGGGCACGAGCUACUUUGCUCCAGAGUAUUUCCCCAAGAGAAGCCCUGGUGUGCUCUACUGGGCCACACAGGGCCUCCAGGCCUUUUCUUUUACAGUCUCAGCACCAGCAGCCAUGUUUUCCCUUCAUGAGACUCCAGGGGUGACAAAUGGGAUUGGAGACUCACCUUGUGAGAUGCUUAUCCCUUGAAAAGCUAUGUGGUAUAUCUGUGGUUGUCUGUGCCUUUGUGCUUCCAUUCCCCUCUCCUUUUUGUAAGAUUCAAACUUCCAUGUGAUUUUAUACUUGGGUCAAAAGUACUUGUCCUGGUAUCACACUGUUGUGUGCAUGAGAGGAUUGGGAGAAGGCUGCUGUGGCCCAAGAAAUAACCAUUGCCCCCCCCCCUGCUUGUUGGUGGUCACUUAUAUCUCAGUGGAGUUUUCUGGGAGAGGGCUGGUGAAUGUCCAGAUGUCAGGUGUUCUGUUUGUAACUGCUGUGAUUUGAAGUUGUUGAUGUUGUUCUGUGGGAGGACAUUGCCCCCUGGUGCUCAUGAGGUGUAUAUGCAGAACAAUAAACUGCAAAUGAACAAG
Molecule: messenger RNA, 4879 nt
Organism: Grammomys surdaster
Lineage: Eukaryota; Metazoa; Chordata; Mammalia; Rodentia; Muridae
Gene: Dtx4
Product: deltex E3 ubiquitin ligase 4
Exons: 9
Coding region: 1-1860 (619 amino acids)
Biological process (GO): protein ubiquitination; Notch signaling pathway
Cellular component (GO): nucleoplasm
Molecular function (GO): zinc ion binding; ubiquitin protein ligase activity
Source: RefSeq, a predicted model, not a curated record